This is a messenger RNA of Cladocopium goreaui, 795 nucleotides long. Lineage: Eukaryota; Dinophyceae; Suessiales; Symbiodiniaceae. The record is from the annotation of a GenBank genome assembly.
AUGUCAUCCGAAAAGGCCACCGCGCUCGUUCUUCGUGUUGUCGAUUUCAGCGAAUCGAGCAGCGUGGUUACCUUGUUCACCCGAGAGUUUGGAAAAAUAAGCGGACUGGCGAAGGGGGCCAAACGGCCUAAAGGGGCUUUCGACUCUGCCCUUGACCUUCUUUGCACGUGUCGAGUAGUGUUCCUCCGCAAAUCAAGCGAGGCGCUCGACCUAUUGACCGAAGCAAAGCUCAUCCGCCGCUUUCGGUUAUGCGACAAAAACCUGUCCCGUCUCUAUGCAGGUUACUACGUCGCCGAGUUGCUGCUCGAGCUUACCGACGAAUACGAUGCUCAUCCCGAACUCUUCGAUAACGCCGAGCGUACGCUAUUGCGAUUGGGCAGCGGUCCUUCCGUGGGUACCGCAAUCGCUCAAUUCGAAAUGGCGGCGCUGCAGAUACUAGGACACCACCCAUCACUCGAACAAUGUGCAGAUUGUGGGAGUGAAAUCCGCCCCCACGGUCGCAUCCCCUUCGCGCAAACCGCCGGGGGUGUGCUAUGCCCGCGCUGCCGACCGCGCCACAGCCAAGUGGUUCAGGUCAGCACAGCGGUGAUUGAAGUUUUGAAACAACUGGCAAACGCCGAUAACGAAGCACUGGACACCGUGAAAAUCGAGCGCCGAUCAGGCGGAGAGCUUCGCGGAGUGUUGAACCAUUACAUGACACAGUUGCUGGGCCGUCCGCCUCGCAUGCAACGCUACUUAGUCGCCCCCACAAGCAACCAUGACGAUGCUGGCAAGGAUGCCGCGAAUGAGCCAUAA